CGUGCUGCUGCAGCAGUUGUUCUGGCCGUGCUAGUCAGUGGGAGCAUUGUGCUUGCCUUCUACCUGGGAGAGAUUGCCAAACAACCAAAGUCUCCCCAUGAAGUUUCGGAGUCCACCAAUGAUGAGUAUGAGGAGGCGCUCCUGGAGCUUGUUGGUGGGAUCAACUGUACUGAGGUCACCGAGGCUCUGGAGAAGUUGAAGCAGGGAGAGACGGAUGUCCUGGGGUCAGCGGUGGACGUCAGCCGACAUGUGGAGUUCAAGGAGUACCUGCGAGGUCGUGCAUCAGAGAUAAAGUGUGAGGUUGAUGAAAGCUACUUUUUCGGACACAAGGGUGAAUCCGACUCAGAAGAGAGCAGGGCUAAGCGUAGCUGGUUUCGCUACUGCCCCACACGCUGGGUUGGAGAUGGGUGGUGUGACCCGGGCUGCAACACUGCUGGGUACCGCUAUGAUGACGGAGACUGUUGUCCUGACACAUGUGGCGCCAGGCGACGUCGCUACAGGUGUGGAAUUGCUGGGUAUAACUGUCACCAGGGCCAGAGCGGUCCCCCUGCUGCGUUUACCUCUACAACCCGACUGUGUUACCGCUGGUACCCGGACGGGGAUGGCGGACAGUGCGGAGGAGGAGCAGCUCGCCAACUCUGCGCCAGUGUUGACCAGAUGACCCCGUAUUACAGGGACGACACCGACAACCGUGGGGGAGGCUGCCGGAUGAGCUGGAGGAUCGAGUCCAGCUACCAGUACAGUGCCUCGUGGUUCAGAAACGUGCAGCUGUGCUACCGAUGGUACGCAGAUGGGGAUGGUGGGCAGUGUGGGUCUGCUGGCGGCGGCGGACCCAACGGUGAAUUCUGCGCUGCCGUGAAUCAGUGGACAACUUACUACCGGGAUGAUACUGAUCGGCGUGGUGGUGGGUGUCGCAUGUCGUGGCGGCUGAAGCUUCCAUACAACGCCCCGUCCUGGGCCCGUGAUCUGAACCUGUGCUACUACUGGUACCCCGACGGAGACGGCGGUCAGUGUGGGGGAGGGGUCAGCCGCCAGCUGUGUGCACGGGCCAACAGCUACACACCGUACUAUCGUGACGAUACCGACAAUCGUGGUGGUGGCUGCCGCAUGUCCUGGGGGAUCAAACUCAACUAAUCUGAUGUACCGGGCAGACAUCACAGUUCAGAACUCACAUUAAUUUUUAUUCAAUUAUUUUCUAUGUCUAGCUGGGGUGAGAUGAAAAUUUAAACCGAAAUGACCUCAAAUGCUUUGAUAUCCUGUCUUCUUUCUUUAUCAAAAGAAAAUCAACAUUCAUGCACCCAGUGCUGAUCAAGUGAUCCAGAAUUUCUCCUCACGCCAACUUAAAAUUUUUUAAAGCUUUCUAGAAUACUUACGGUCAUGUUUUCUUUCACACAGAACUGCAAUGUCUGCCUUACAUUCCAGAGAAAUAAAAAGUUUUGCCCUGUUUGAAUCUGUAUUCAAUCAAGAAUGUCUGUCAUUGGUGUGUUUGCUGCUUAUUAUGCAUGACCUGUUCUUGUUUUUUACUAUUGAGGGCUUUCACAAACAUUGUAACAUAUUAGCUGAUUGCUUUGAAAUACUUAAAUGUUUAAGGUUAUGGCUUCAUUGUUCUAUGCUGUUGGUGUGAAUCUUUCAUAAAUCCUACAGGGAAUUUGUAUUUGCUGGGAGAAGGACACACUGUUAUCUUUAAUGUUAAUUGAUUCAUAUGGAUAGAUUUGUUAUCUUUGUGACAACUUUUAUUUAUCUCAUAAUAAUCCUUGACAAUCUUACCAAAUACAUGUAACUUUUGGGAUAUUGAGAAUUUCUCGGUGUUAAUAUUUAAUCUGAUUUUUCAUAAAUACUGGUGACUAGAAG
Branchiostoma floridae (Florida lancelet) is the source of this 1851-nucleotide messenger RNA. RefSeq lists its product as uncharacterized. The transcript is spliced from 6 exons. The annotation marks the transcript as partial. The record is from RefSeq and is a predicted model, not a curated record. Lineage: Eukaryota; Metazoa; Chordata; Leptocardii; Amphioxiformes; Branchiostomatidae.